Pimephales promelas (fathead minnow) is the source of this 5778-nucleotide messenger RNA. It is a transcript of the gene sbno2a, whose product is annotated as strawberry notch homolog 2a. Gene Ontology annotation, biological process: regulation of DNA-templated transcription. NCBI's taxonomy places the organism in Eukaryota, Metazoa, Chordata, Actinopteri, Cypriniformes, Leuciscidae. Gene Ontology annotation, molecular function: chromatin DNA binding; histone binding. The record is from RefSeq and is a predicted model, not a curated record. Gene Ontology annotation, cellular component: nucleus.
ACCGUACAGGGGUAGAAAAAUAUGGAUUAACCCCUCCAAUACACCUUUACCGAUCGAGAAAAACCCAGAUUGAGUGGUCGUUAGUGCUCGUUGAGGGGUUUCGCGAAAAGGGGGGGUUUUUUAACGCUCGAGAUGGCUGAAGAACGACGGGGGUUCGACUCGUAAUCAUGUUUCUUCUCGGAGCCUGAUGCCCAUUCUUGCCACGUCUGUUGUCAUGGACACGGAGGACUAUCUGCACCCUGAGGACCCUCAGUUGGGGAGCCCGAAGUUCAGCGCUCCCAGUCCUCCUCUCCCAAGUUCCAUGGAGAAUCAGCUGUAUCCGUCUAACUCAUGGGCGUAUUCACAGCAAACUCAAUACAACCAGCACUAUCCUAUGCAAUCUGGGAGGCAGCUCCAGCCGAACCCGUCCUCUGUGAAUCUGGACCUCUCGGACAUAGACUUUCAUGACCUUGUGCGGAACGGAGACUUCUCCCAGGAUUUGCCAUGCAUAGAGGAGCUGUCCAACACAUCGCUGUUCUCCUCGCCAUCUGAAUCUCUGUUGGAGUAUCCAGACCCUUCAGGAUUUGGCACUGAAAGCCUGGCACAGUUACCCGCUGAGGGCACCGUGGCACAGAUGUGCUGGGAUACACCUGGACACAGUCAGAGACAGCAGAACCUGAGUGCGUUUCCGGGCAGGUUUGAUGACUUCAGCGCGAUCCUGUCCGCGUCAGUGGCGGGAUUUAAGCCCGCUCCUCCACCGCCACCCGAGGAAGAGGAGGAGGCGGACGAGGAAGAGACGGAGGAGUUGGGGCACGCGGACACGUACGCCGAAUACAAGCCAUCGAAAUCUACUAUUGGAAUCUCUCACCCUGACAUCGUAGUGGAGACCAACACACUGUCCAGCGUUCCUCCUCCUGACAUCACCUACACACUGUCCAUCCCAGACAGCACCAUUAACUCUGGCCUGCUCUCCGCCCUGCAGCUCGAGGCCAUCAUCUACGCCUGCCAGCAACACGAGGUGAUUCUUCAGAACGGUCAGCGAGCGGGUUUUCUGAUCGGAGACGGGGCUGGUGUCGGGAAGGGACGCACUGUGGCCGGAAUCAUCCUGGAGAACUUUUUAAAGGGAAGGAAGAGAGCACUAUGGUUCAGUGUGUCUAAUGAUCUGAAGUACGAUGCUGAGAGAGAUCUCAAGGACAUAGAAGCGCUCAACAUCCCUGUGUUUGCUUUAAAUAAGAUUAAAUACGGAGAUACGGCUACCUCAGAGGGCGUUCUUUUCGCCACAUACUCAGCGCUGAUCGGAGAGAGCCAGGCCGGCGGGCAGCACCGCACCAGACUCAAACAGAUCCUGGACUGGUGCAAACCCAACUUUGAUGGGGUCAUUGUGUUUGACGAGUGCCAUAAGGCUAAAAAUGCGACUUCCACCAAGAUGGGUAAAGCCGUCCUGGAUUUGCAGAGCAAACUCCCCCGGGCGAGAGUAGUGUACGCCAGUGCCACAGGUGCUUCUGAGCCAAAGAAUAUGAUCUACAUGAGCCGAUUGGGGAUCUGGGGGCAAGGAACACCGUUCAAGACCUUUGACGACUUCUUGCAUGCAAUUGAGAAGAGGGGUGUUGGUGCCAUGGAGAUUGUUGCCAUGGAUAUGAAAGUGAGUGGCAUGUAUAUUGCUCGGCAGCUGAGCUUUUCCGGCGUGUCCUUCCGGAUAGAGGAGAUUACACUGGACGAGGAGUUCAAACUGGUCUACAACAAAGCAGCUAGACUGUGGGCUGAGGCUCUGGAGUUGUUCACCCGAGCUGCAGACACGCUGGGUCUGGCCUCCCGGAAGUCUCUCUGGGGUCAGUUCUGGGCGUCACACCAGAGGUUUUUCAAGUACCUCUGCAUCGCCGCUAAAGUCCGUCGCCUGGUCGAGCUCGCUCAAAUUGAGAUGCAACACGGCAACUGCAUCGUGAUUGGCCUGCAGUCCACCGGAGAGGCUCGUACUCGAGAGGUCCUGGACGAGAACGAUGGACACCUGGACAGAUUCGUCUCCGCUGCUGAGGGUGUUUUCCAGUCAUUAGUGCAGAAACACUUCCCAACACAGAAACCCAAAAGAGAGAAAAGUGCCGCAAGCAAGAGGAAACGAAAGCCCAGAGGACGGACUGCAAAAUUUCCGAAGCACUGUGUGGAAGUGGGCGGGGUUAUUAAAAUCAGCGACGACUCCGACACCGACUCAGAUGAGCUCGACAGCGAAUCGAACUCCUCCCCUGAAUCACUACAGGACAAUGAUGAUGUGAUUUUCGUGAACCAAAUCAACGGGCCUGCUGCUAAACUAGAAGAACUCAAGCUGAGGCUGCUGGGUAAAAUAGCAGAGCUGGGCAAAGAGCUGCCACUCAACACUCUUGACGAGCUGAUUGACAGGUUUGGAGGACCAGAGAAGGUGUCAGAGAUGACGGGUCGAAAGGGACGUGUGGUGAGGCGUCCUGAUGGCAGCGUGCGAUAUGAGACCCGAGCGGAGCAGGGCCUGACCAUCGACCAUGUCAACGUCAGAGAGAAAGAGCGCUUCAUGACAGGAGAAAAGCUGAUAGCCAUCAUCUCUGAAGCGGCUAGUUCGGGUAUUUCUCUACAGGCGGACAAACGUGUGCAGAACCGCAGGAGAAGAGUUCACAUGACCUUAGAGCUGCCGUGGAGCGCAGACCGCGCCAUCCAGCAGUUCGGUCGAACACAUCGCUCAAAUCAGGUUACGGCUCCUGAGUAUAUCUUCCUCAUCUCUGAGCUGGCUGGAGAGAGACGCUUCGCCUCCAUCGUGGCCAAGAGAUUGGAGAGCCUGGGGGCGCUGACACACGGGGACCGACGAGCCACUGAAUCCAGAGAUCUGAGCCAGUACAACUUCGAGAACAAAUAUGGCACCAAAGCGUUGGAUAAGAUCACUAAAGCCAUCCUCGGGCACAUCGACAACAAAGUCCCUCCACCAAAGGGCUACCCAGGAGGAGACAUGUUCUUCAGGGAUAUGAAGAAAGGCAUGAUUGAUGUGGGGAUCUUCUGUAGGGAGCCGCGUCUGGGUCUGAAUACAGAGAAAGACUGCACCCUCACUAAGUUUCUGAACCGUAUUUUGGGUUUGGAGGUCCAUCAGCAGAACUUUCUGUUCCAGUACUUCACCGAUAACUUCGACUACCUGAUCAACAAGGACAAAAAAGAGGGGAAAUAUGACAUGGGGAUAUUGGAUCUUGCUCCUGGUAAUGAUGAGAUUCACGAGGAAACGCAGGAGAAGUUUCUAACUCCAGGAAACCCUCAGGAGGGCCAGGUCAUGCUCUAUAAGAUCAGUGUGGAUCGUGGGAUGCCCUGGGAAGAGGCCUGCAGUAAAGCGGAGAAACUCUCUGGAGAAUAUGAAGGGUUUUACCUCUCAAACAAGCUGCGUGGGAACCAGCCGUGUGUCCUGCUUGCAGAACAGGGUCGUGGUCGAAACCUCAUCCUGUAUAAACCCAACAUCGGUAAACAGGCCCAUCCCGAGAACCUGGACAACCUCCUCCUGAGAUACUACAAGGUGACACCUGAUGAAGCAAAGGAUUAUUGGGAAAGUCAAUUUGAGUUCUCCUUCAGCAGCUGCACCCAUGCCAAUUGGAAGGGUAAGUGUAAGCAGAUCGAGGAGGGCCAGGAGUGUUUUCUGGGGAUGCGUCUCAGGCAGUAUCACAUGCUGUGUGGAGCUUUGCUGAGGGUUUGGAAACGAGUGUCUGACAUAGUCUCGGACGUCACCAACUCCAGCAUCCUGCAGAUCGUACGACUCAAAACCAAACAGAACAGCAAACAAGUUGGUAUAAAAAUCCCAGAAAACUGUGUAUCCCGCGUGCGCGCCGAGCUCUCUCGGAUGGACGAGGAGGUGAAGAAAGCGCGGCGAGAGAGAGAGCGCUUCGCAAACGACCAGCGUAUUCGCCAAGAGAUGCUAGCCAAGAUGAUCAACGCCCGCAAGCUCGUCACCAACCCUCCCCACUCCCUCCCGAACCACCUUCACUACCCACAAUCCCGUCUGCCGCCCGCCGCCGAAGCGGUCAGCGAGGUCCUGGAUCUGACCAUCAGCCCCUGCCCUUCGCCGGACAUCAAACCACCCGCGUCAGAGCUAAACGGCGUGUCCCGAAACGGAGCGACGCAAUUCGGAAGAGCGCGUCCACUCGCGGUUCCUCCAGAGACGUACAACCUCGAAGAACUGAUUUCCCAGGAGCAGCAGAGACACCGACAAGUGCCGUUGAACUCGAACAUGCGCUUGUCAUCGGCGCAUGCAGCGUUGACCAUCCCGCAGCAACACGUUCACACACUAAAGCAGAAUCAUUCGUCGUUCGGGGUGCUGACGCAGCAAGGCGGCUCCCACGCGCAACCGUCCGCGCAAUACAGCGCGCUUUUAUCGCAGCUGCAGCGAAGCCACGAUAAAUCCUUCGUGCUGCGGCUUCUCAAUCAAAUGCAACAGCAAACCGUCACCUCAGCGCAACCGUCACACCAGAACAGUCAACGCAUGGCGCACUCGUCAAACUCGCACGUGCAGCUGUCAAAACCACACGCGCAGUUGCAACCCCUGCAGUCUGCUCACGAAAGAGCGCCCGCUGCAAACACUGACUUUAGUUUCGACGAUUUGGACUUUGGUUACCCGUCGCCCGACUCGCAACUCAAGUACCCGUUCACCCCACAAGCCCUGCCAUCCUCGACUCCGCCCCCUCCUCAUUACUCCUCCUCCCUUUUUGCAUCGGCUCCUCCAAACUCCUCCCUCUCUGACUCAAGCUCCUCCUCCUCGCACUUCACUCCGUCUUCUUCUUCAUCCGAACAGACGCAUCAAUUACCCAAUGGACACAGCAGUAUGGACCCCUUGGAGACACUAGAUCACAUGAUCCACGGAUCGUCCUCGGAUCACCGACAGUCCGUCAUCCAGUUUAAAUCAGUGGACUGGGACGCCACCUAGCGGCUCGCGCACUCAAACAGUUUUGUGUUUCUGUUCCCAAGUCAUUCUCAGUCCAUAAGCUAAGAGUUGCGUUCGGCUCAUUGACGUUCGAUGGAGGUGGUUUUAAAAUGGGCACUUGAAAUCCGUUUGGUUUUUAUUUGCCUUAUUUGAAGCAAUAGGGCUUUUCCACCCUCCAUUUCAUCACAUCAAACAUUGAGGUAAAAGAGAUAUUUAUUUAUUACGACGUUGGUGUAUACUGUUUCCUAUCUUAGGGAGUUUAUCUUUUCGAAUGAAUGCCUUCUGUUAAAUCAGUGCCUUUAUCUCCUUCAGAUGCAGUCUUGUGUGCGUACAUAUAUAUAUAUAUAUAUAUUUCUAGACAGAGUAGUGCUAUAUUAUUUAUUUCCUCCGGUGUCUAUCCUCUACCCAGAGAUCUGUGCUUCUUUGUAGGCGGCGUACGGACCCGAUCGCAUGAUUAUGAAACUGCUGUUUGACCCCUUAACCCUGUGUUUCUCCUUUUCAGUAAUCUGAACACAGGGUUCACAGAUUCGUUCACAAUAUCAUGGCUAUAGUGCAGAAUACUCGGCUUGUGUAAUUUCUCAGGUAUGUUAUAGACUCGUCACUGUCCGAAACAAAUGAUUAUUUUAUAAAAUAUGAUCGAUUGCGGAUGGGUCGUCAUCGUGAUCUUUGGGAAUCGGAAACCAAAUUAUUUAUUUGCAGAUCUAAAGCCCUGUAUGGACACACCAAGCCGACGUCACAGAACUAGCGCGUCGUCGGACGCGUCUCUGCGCUUAUUAAACACACCGAAAGGAGUAAAGGCGACUGUCAAUAGAGGGUAUGCGCGUGACGUCACCGUCGGCCUCUAGUUACUCACAGUGAGUGGCAAAAAGACUGAGCGGCUGUAUUUG